AAUUCACAAAACCUUCACAGAGCCUCGGGGUGUUCGAGUCAUGGAUGGGCAGACAGCUAAAGAUGUUGCGCCUGCCGUGGUGGUGGUCGGCCGGCAUUUCACAGUUUGCCGUGCUGUCAAUUUCACCAUCACCACUACCGGCGGCUUGCUCUGCCUGAACGGCUAUUACGAGGUCAAGGACACCAACGGCGACGUGGUGUUCAAGGCGAAGGGUUUCAGAUGCUUCAGGGACCGCUGGCUCCUCCUCGACGCCGCCGGCACCCCUCUCCUCACCAUGAAACAAAAGGCAUAUACUUGGCACGCAAGAUGGAGAGUGUUCAGAGGAGAGAGCACCAGCCCGAACGAUUUGCUGUUCAGCGUGCGAAAGCCCAAGAUAUGUCAGUGGAAGGACAACUUUGAUGUGAUCUUGGCGACCGCCAACACCGACCAAGCUACCCCUUGUGAUUUUAAGAUAACUGGAAGGUGCAAGAGCUGCACCAUUUGCAUUGGCGAAUCCGAUGAAAUCAUAGCACAAAUGCAUCCCAAAAAUGCAUUUUUUGCAAGGGACAAACUGGAGGUGACAGUGACUCCGAACGUGGAUUACGUCUUCAUCCUGUCGUUGAUAAUUGUCCUUAGAGAGAUCAGGGCAAGUUGUCGUUGAUGAUUGUCCUUGAUUAAUGUCAAGUGCAUAUAUAUGAAUGCCCGUCUUAUACAGUAUGCUAUUGCUAUUGCCUAUUGGCUAUUGUAAAUGUUGCGUAUCUGC
Zingiber officinale is the source of this 742-nucleotide messenger RNA. RefSeq names its product protein LURP-one-related 15-like. Bases 41 to 640 code for a protein of 199 amino acids. Lineage: Eukaryota; Viridiplantae; Streptophyta; Magnoliopsida; Zingiberales; Zingiberaceae. The transcript has 3 exons. The record is from RefSeq and is a predicted model, not a curated record.